UUGCAAAGUAGGUCACUAUGAAAGCUUUAGCACUUCUGUUGGCAUUACUAGCUUUGGUGACGACACAGUCGGCUAAUGGAAGGCGAAUCAAUGGUAAGAACGGUUGGUACAUUCCACACGCUAAUGGCAGCUUUAUUUGGAUGAGCAUGGGUAGAGUUAACAAGAAAAUGGAGCUAUAUCGAACUAUUAAACCACGUGCGGAUAGCAAAAGCAUAUCGUACAAGUUAUAUACUAGAUCACAAAUCCAGGAUCUUAGACCUAUAAAAGCAUCCAUUAAGAAAACUGAUUAUGAUAGUGCAUUGGAAACUCGCAUUAUUAUCCAUGGAUGGAAUCAGAACUAUUUGACACCCCGUGUUGCCGCGAUGGCCAAGGCUUGGGUAUCUAAACGGAACUACAAUGUUAUUGUUGUAGACUGGAGGGACUCGGAAUCAAUGCUGUACUUUCCGAGUGUGCUUGCCGUGCCGGGCGUUGGUAAAAGGAUUGCAAAAAUGAUAAUGUUUUUAAGCAACAACUUUCAACUUAAUUUGAAAAACUUGACUAUAAUUGGCAACAGUCUGGGUGCUCAAGUGGCGGGUUUCGUCGGAAAAGCUCUCGGAAAUGGUCGGGUCCGCAACAUAGUCGCCUUAGACGCCGCUGCUCCCCUCUUCGAUGAAGAUAAUGAAAACGACCGAAUUAGUGCGCAGGACGCCGCGUAUGUCGAGGGGAUUCACACCAAUGCAGGCCAUUAUGGGCUAGUCAAACCAUUUGGCCACUCAGACUUUUAUCCAAAUGGAGGAGAAAUACAGCCAAAUACUAAGGACAAGGCUUUAUCUCAUAAUCGAGCCGUUGAUUACUACGUUGAGGCUGUUCGAAAUGAUUGUUAUUCUACGGUAUUAUGCAAAAGCCUUAUAGGUGCCCUCGAAAAAAGUUGUGGAAAGAAACGCAGUAAGGUACGAAUGGGAUCCAUAAGCAAUGACCUGCAUAUAAGAGGAAUCUAUUACGUACCCGUGAAUGCCAAAGAGCCAUAUGGAGAGCUAUGUUCUACGAAAACAAUUAAAAUUAAACGAAAAAAGAGUAGGAUAGCAAAGAAGCUCCAGAAACGGAAGAGAAAUAAAAGGCGAAGAAAUUAAUAUAAUUGUGUAAGCCACAUUGACUUCGAAUAUCUGUAGAAAUAUGAAUGGAAUGCUAAUUUGCCAUAUUAGUUUUUUUUUAUAAAUUAUUGUAUUCAAAUUAAUUAGAUACAAAAAAUGCAUAUAUAAUUUAUGUACGUCUAUAAAUAUACUUUUCUUUAAUUUACAAAUCUA
Scaptodrosophila lebanonensis is the source of this 1283-nucleotide messenger RNA. RefSeq names its product phospholipase A1 VesT1.02-like. Bases 18 to 1109 code for a protein of 363 amino acids. Lineage: Eukaryota; Metazoa; Arthropoda; Insecta; Diptera; Drosophilidae. Gene Ontology annotation, molecular function: lipase activity. The transcript has 2 exons. The record is from RefSeq and is a predicted model, not a curated record.